UCACAGAGCGCAGCACCGAAUUAGCUCGUACACACGCGGCCUGCCAGGGCCCAUCACACUCCACAGCGCACCACUCCACAGCGCACCACUCCACCAAUCGCCAAUCCACUACAAUGGCAAUGUCAGCCACGGACGAGAAACAAGACCCAAACCGUCGCCCCGCCUCGCCCUCACCCUCGGUAGCCGCGCCAGACGCGGACGCAGGGGCGGCUAAUAAGACAAAUGCAAACAUAGCAUCGUCAGAUGGCGGCGACGAGAAACAACAAGGCCCGGCCCUGGACACCAGUGGCAGCGACAUUGAUGGCCUCAAGCCGGACCCCGCCACUUCCGAAGACACUCACACCCCGGCCGAGCAUGAGUACAUUGAUGGCUGGAGGCUGUUCGCUGUCCUGACCGCGCUCACCCUGACGUGCUUCUUGAUGCUGUUGGACAUGUCCAUCGUCGCAACGGCCAUCCCGCGCAUCACAACAGAGUUCCACUCGUUGGAAGAUGUUGGCUGGUACGGAGCCGCAUACAACCUGGCUAGCGGCGCCCUCCAACCCCUGGCCGGCAAGUUUUACACCUACUUCAAGUCCAAGUGGACCUUCCUCAUCUUCGUCUUCAUCUUCACGCUGGGCUCGCUGCUCUGCGGCGUAGCUACGUCAUCCAAUAUGCUCAUUGUGGGCCGCGCCGUGGCCGGCAUGGGCACCUCGGGCAUCCAGAACGGUGCCAUGACCAUCAUUUCCAACUCGCUGCCCCUGGAGAAGCGUCCUAUGCACCUGGGAAUCCUACUUGGAUUUGGCCAACUCGGUAUUGUCAUCGGACCGCUUCUGGGCGGCGCUAUCACAGAGUACUCGACGUGGCGGUGGUGCUUCUACCUCAACCUCCCCUGCACGGCCGCCGUCGGGCUGGUGCUGUGGUUCACGCAUAUCCCCGAGCGCGUUGCCGUCGUAGACCACUCAGCAUGGGAGACGGUGCGCACUAAGCUCGACCUGUCGGGCUUCGUCAUGUUCGCCCCCGCUGCCGUCAUGUUUCUGCUGGGCCUUGAGUACGGCGGUGGCAAGUACUCGUGGAGCUCGGCCACGGUGCUGGGCUUGUUGAUCGGCUCCGUGGCGCUGUUUGCCAUCUUCUUCUUCUGGGAAAGGAAACAGGGUGACACCGCCAUGUUCCCCUUCUCCAUGCUCCGCCGUCGGGAGGUCUGGACGAGCAUGCUGACUGGCAUGUUCAUACUGGGCGGCGUCAUCUUCAUCCCGGCCUUCUACCUCCCAAUCUACUUCCAGUCCGUCAAGGGCGACUCGCCCUUCACCAGCGGGAUCCACGUGCUACCCAACAUCCUGAUGUCGACCUUCUUUGCCGUCUUGAGCGGAGCUCUUGUUACCCGGCUCGGCUACUAUAUUCCAUGGGUGCUCUUCAGUGCCGCCGCUGCCAGCAUCGCCUGCGGCUUGCUCUCAACACUGGGUCCGGACUCGACGACAGCUCAGUGGGUUGGAUACCAAAUACUGUUGGGGUCGCGCGGAGCAUCGCUGCAGAUGCCCAUGAUCGCGAUCCAAAAAGUUCUCCCGCAGUCGAAGAUCUCAGUUGCUAUGGCGCUGCUCGUCUUUGCGCAGACAUUUGGCAGCGCCGUGUUUCUGACCAUCUCCCAGACCAUCUUCAGUAACAGCCUGUCAAAGUACGUGGCCGAGUACGCGCCCAACGUCAACUUUGGCAAGUUGCUGGCUGCCGGCGCUACGGGCGUCCACGGGGUCGUGUCCGACGCCGAUCUACCGGGUGUCCUCCUCGCCUACGCCAACUCGGUUGACCGCGUCUUCUACUUCUGUGUCGCUGCCGCCGUGGCCGCGUUCUGCGCCGCCUGGGGCAUGGGUUGGCAUGAUUUGCGGGUCAAGCACGAGUCUGAGAGCCACGCAUAAGUUGGUAAUGGAUGUGUCCGCGUUUGGAUGUGUCGCAUAUACAACUGGGGGGCGGGGAUCAAAAUCGUUUUUUGUCGACCUUGCAUCAGCACCAUGCAUCUUGCAUACGAUUUUGAAUUUGGCAGGGGCGGGAAAGAACAUGGAGGAAAUCAUCUGCCAGGCGCGCGCGGCUGUUGAGAUGUCUUUGUUUUCGUGGCUUUUUUUUGCCGCGGUGGUCCAAGACCCCAAGAGGGUUUCACUCUAGACGCUGCUCAUUUUUGUAACAUUCACUUAUUCUUUGUUGUCUUGUAUUUCAUUUGUUGUUAUCUACCUCAGGAUUUGGAGGUGAACUUGGAAACAGAGCUUGAGGAGUUGGGAGCAGGAAAUGAAUGAUUAGAUUGGGCGGACUUGCUGAUACACAAAACGGAAAGAAUACCCCUCAAUAUAUAGAGAUACUUGUCUAGCUGCCUGCAUCGUCACGCGCUCAACGACAAGGUGAUGUGCAACGCCG
Lasiosphaeria miniovina is the source of this 2376-nucleotide messenger RNA. RefSeq names its product major facilitator superfamily-domain-containing protein. The record is from RefSeq and is a predicted model, not a curated record. Gene Ontology annotation, biological process: transmembrane transport. Bases 114 to 1886 code for a protein of 590 amino acids. Lineage: Eukaryota; Fungi; Ascomycota; Sordariomycetes; Sordariales; Lasiosphaeriaceae. The transcript has 8 exons. Gene Ontology annotation, molecular function: transmembrane transporter activity. Gene Ontology annotation, cellular component: plasma membrane.